Jaculus jaculus (lesser Egyptian jerboa) is the source of this 4650-nucleotide messenger RNA. RefSeq names its product bystin like (gene Bysl). Gene Ontology annotation, biological process: rRNA processing. The record is from RefSeq and is a predicted model, not a curated record. The transcript has 7 exons. Gene Ontology annotation, cellular component: preribosome, small subunit precursor; cytoplasm; nucleolus. Bases 353 to 1660 code for a protein of 435 amino acids. Gene Ontology annotation, molecular function: snoRNA binding. NCBI's taxonomy places the organism in Eukaryota, Metazoa, Chordata, Mammalia, Rodentia, Dipodidae.
GGUGACGUCACCAUCCGCAGGCUGACAGGAGCGUCCUCGACUUCUGGAAAAACCGCGGCUCAGACUGCCAGCGGUCCGGGACAGCGACGCUGCACGCACAGUGGGAUUCCGUGAGCGCCCCAGGAACCCGACGCCCCCACUCUGGAGCUCUUGGAAGGGAAGCGAGGCGCGGUGGCGGCGCUUCCGGCCUCCGACCGCCAGGCGGCGCUGUGACCUCAGCGUGACGGCUUGAGCACGACCGCGCAAGCGCAGUUGAAGCUUUUCCGGCGUUGCCGGCCCACGUGUAGGUCUCGUCUGAACUAUCUUUCGAGGGAGAAAAAAAAAAAAAAAAGAAAGAAAGAGAAAAAGAAAAAUGCCCAAAUUUAAAGCGUCUCGUGGGGCCGGGAGCCAGGAGAAGCAUGCGCCUCUGGCCGAGCAGAUUCUGGCCGGGGACGCCGUGCGGGCCGGGACCCGGGAAAAGCGGCGGGGUCGCGGGGCCGAGGAGGAAGAGUACGUGGGGCCCCGGCUGAGCCGGCGGAUCUUGCAACAAGCGCGACAGCAGCAGGAGGAGCUCGAGACCGAGCAUGGCGCCGGGGACCGACCCGCCAGGCCGCGGGAACGCGCCACGCGCCUGGGGCCAGGAGUGCCACAGGAUGGAUCUGAUGAUGAGGACGAGGAGUGGCCCACCUUGGAGAAGGCAGCCAAAAUGACAGGGGUAAACCACCAAGCAGAGGUGGUGGUAGACCCUGAGGAUGAGCGUGCUAUUGAAAUGUUCAUGAACAAGAACCCACCUGUCAGGCGCACCCUCGCAGACAUUAUCAUGGAGAAGCUGACAGAGAAGCAGACAGAGGUGGAAACUGUCAUGUCAGAGGUGUCGGGCUUCCCUAUGCCCCAGCUGGACCUCCGGGUCCUGGAGGUCUACAGAGGGGUCCGCGAGGUGCUAUCCAAGUACCGCAGUGGGAGACUUCCCAAGGCAUUUAAGAUCAUCCCCGCACUCUCUAACUGGGAGCAGAUCCUCUACGUCACAGAGCCUGAGGCCUGGACUGCAGCUGCCAUGUACCAAGCCACGAGGAUCUUUGCCUCUAACCUGAAGGAACGCAUGGCCCAGCGUUUCUACAACCUUGUCCUGCUCCCCCGGGUCCGUGACGACAUCGCUGAAUACAAACGGCUCAACUUUCACCUCUACAUGGCCCUCAAGAAAGCCCUGUUCAAGCCUGGAGCCUGGUUCAAAGGAAUCUUGAUCCCACUGUGCGAGUCUGGCACUUGUACCCUCCGGGAGGCCGUCAUCGUGGGCAGCAUCAUCACCAAGUGCUCCAUCCCUGUGUUGCACUCCAGUGCUGCCAUGCUGAAAAUUGCCGAGAUGGACUACAGUGGUGCCAACAGCAUCUUCCUGCGCCUGCUGCUGGAUAAGAAGUACGCACUUCCCUACCGUGUGCUGGACGCACUGGUCUUCCACUUCCUGGGCUUCCGGGCUGAGAAGCGUGAGCUGCCUGUGCUGUGGCAUCAGUGCCUCCUGACGCUGGCGCAGCGAUACAAGGCCGACCUGGCUACUGAGCAGAAGGAGGCCCUCUUGGAACUGCUCCGGCUGCAGCCUCACCCACAGCUGUCCCCCGAAAUCAGGCGCGAGCUUCAGAGCGCAGUCCCCAGAGAUACAGAAGAUGUCUCCGUCGCCAUGGAGUGAGAAGUCACCUGCCUGGCCCAAGGCCAUGGAAGGGUUCUAGGACCCUGUUGGUGACCGAAGACAACCAAAGACCUACAACAGGACACCAAGGGUUCCCCGGGCCAUCUGUGUCUCCCAGUCCUGGGCAGGAAGAACUAGAUAGCGGUCUGUGCUCGCUUCUGGGACCUAGCAAGAGUUGCCCCACCCAGGCUGGCAUUUGGCAUAAGCACCCUCUCCAACCGUAGUGUCAGUUCACUGGGAUGUGAUAAAGACAAGUCAGGUAUUUAUUGAAACCUCUGUUUUGGUGUGGUCCCUGGAGUUGGGAGUGGUUUUCUUGGUUGCUGGCUCGAGAUCCUCCCUCUCUUAAUGGACAGAUUUGUCUCUCCAGACUCAACUCCUCCUGUGUGCCCCAGGGAGCACGUGCUCUGCUGCCCUUGACAGGACAUGGGCUGCCCCGGGUCACUGCCAGUUUCUGCCAGGACCCAGAACAGAGUUGGAGAUGGUGGUGACAUAGCUGUAGGUGAAAGAACUUUAGCAGAAAACAGCCUUUGUGAUGGACAAACAGGCAGCAGGUUAGAAGGCUGAGAGUGGUUAGAUCCAGCCAGGCUCCUAUCUUUCCAGCUUUGUGGCCAAGGGAAACUUUACACCAAUGGUUGCAAACUAGAGCCAAAGGCCCAUUUUGUGUGGAGCUGAUGAGCAGAUAAUUAUCUAAUUUCAGUGGUUGAGGAGGAAGUUAAAAGGACAGUAUUUAUGACAGAUGAGAAUUAAAAGGAAAUUUCAGCUAGGUGCAGUGGUUCCUGCCUGUAACACCAGCAGAGCUGGGCAAAUGUAAGUGCCAAGACAGCCAGGGUGACGCAGUGAAUGCCACGCAUGGAGCAUAUCUAAACCAACGCACUGCAGGCUGUGAAAGGAGGAAUUUGACCAUACCCCACCCGAUUGCAUAUUUGAAGUGUCAUACUGCUACAGACAUACUUGGUUUUGAAAAAGUGCAUUUGUUCCAACCCAAUUAAUGUAUUUGGAAAGCUUGACCCUAACAGAUUUCAUAUUUGCUUAUGUGCCAUUUCCUCUUGGAAACAUGAGGUCAAUGCAAAGAAAGCUGAAGCCUGCUGGCCAACCCAGAUGACUCAUGCUUUGAGCUCCCUACCUCCUCCUCCAGCAGGGCUGGCCAUUCUUCCUCACCUCCAGAGGACACUGUAUCAGAACAAGUUGGGCCAGGUGUGGUGGCACACACCUUCAGUCCCAGCACUCGGUUUUAGAGCUAGAUGGAGAUCCUACCUUGAAAAAAACAGUUACUAUCCAAGGUCCAUUUCUACAAAGGUCAUCUUAUAGUUUCUUCCUUAACUAUUCAACAGGAAGAUUUCAUUCUUAUCCCCCACCCUUGCAGUAUUGGCCUUGCCAUUCUAGGGAGUUGAUUACAGAGAACAGACACACCAGGGCCUCUUAGCUACUGCAAACAAACUCCAGAUGCAUGCACCACCUUGUGCAUCUGGCUUACAUGGGUACUGGAGUCAAAGCUGGGUCUUUAGGCUUCCCAGGAAAGUGCCUUAACCACUAAGCCAUCUCUCCAGCCCAUUUUAGCUAUUCAAGGUCAGGUCUGGGAUUAAAGGUGUGCGCCUCCACGCCCAGCUCUAUCAGUUGUUUUGAGUCAGGAUUUUGCCAUGUAACCAGGCUACUUUAUAACUUGAGAUCUUCCUGUCUUUGGCUCUUGGGUGCUCCCUGAUCACAGGCAUGGGACACUAAAGCUGAUGGAAUCAAAAAUGAGUGCACAUAGCAAGUUUGUGCAGAGGCUAGAAGACAGUCUUGGGCGCCAUCCUCAGGAACAUCAUGUGUCGUCUUUGAGACUAGACUAGCUGACCAGUGAGCCCCUACCUGCCCAGGGACCUGCCUUUCUGUCUCUCCAGCACUGCCAUGCCCAUCGUUUUACGUGGAUACCACAGCUUGAACUUCAUUCCUCAUACUUGGCUUGGGUUCUACUCCUUGCAAAGCGAGCAAUUGACCAACUGAGCUCCCUCUCCAGCCUCCACUGAGUGUCUGCUCACCAGGAACAAGGAAGAGCUCGACAUGUGGUAGUUGUGUGCAUGUUUCUAAUGUGGUGUGUGUAUGGUGUAAGCAUGUGUAUAUGCAGAGGCAUGCCCCCCAUGCCAGGUGACCUCUGUUCUUGGUUUGAGGGAGCCUCUGUGACCCUGGAGCUACUUUCCUGUCACCGUCCUGUAAGCCCCAGUGACUCUUGUCUCCCUGGGCCUGGCUUUUUCCAUGGGUGCUUGGGUUGAACUUCCAGCCCUCAGGUUUGCAUGGUGCGUGCUGAGCCACCUCCUUGGCCCCAGGAAUCCCUGUGCACUGUUGGAGGGUGGUGGGCUAGACAGUCCUAGAGGACCACCUGUAGCUUGCAUUCUUGGUUGCUAUGCCUCAAGCCCCAUUUUUCAUAUCAGCCCAGGCUGACCUCGAAGUCAGUCCUCCUGCCUCUCAAGUGCUGGGAUUAAAGGUGUGCACCAUCCCACCCCAGCUUGACGUUCACUUUUCAUGGCACAGUAAUUUGUCGAAUGUAGACCACAUUCUAGACUUUAGUGUCUCCUAACCAGCCCCUCACAGAAGAGGGACUUCACACUUGUCUCCCCACCCCUUCUGGACACAGCCUACAACACCAUGGAAUCCCAAGAGCCAAAGCCAGUUUUAUUCCAGAAUCUUUAUUAAGGCAGCAUGAUGGUCCUAGGCCACCAGCCUGAACCUUGUGGCCUUAGGAAAGCCUGUGUCAACAGGGCUUGCCUCUCUCCUGACAGGGCUCUUCUACAGCAUCCCUGCCUCACCCUGUCCACUAGAGGAUGAGUAGAGAGCCAAAGGAGAGGAGGGUUAAGACCCCAUCCCAGGCGAUAGCAGCUCCUGGGCCACAAAGGGGUAGCAGAGGGGAGGGAACAGCAACCACCAGGGUCACCACCACUUGGGGGUACAGGGCCCACUGUACCCUCUUACAGUUGUACUCAGCAAUUAAUAAAUAAAAAUGACCUCAUCCUCCA